UUUUUUUCAGAACAAAAAUGUUGUUGAAGAAUUAAAUAUAGAGUCAACUACAGUCGUUUCUUGGUUCAAUAAUUGCCGAAAUGAAUGUAUUAAUUUGAAAGAAAAAAUUGGAGGUUUAAAUAAAAUGAUUGUAAUAGAUGAAACUUGUUGGUUAAAUCAGGAACACAGAAAAAGAAGAACUAAUGGAGAAGCAAGAGAAGAAUUAUAUUUUGGUUGUAUAGAACACGGAGAGGGAGGACAAGCAAUUAUGGAACGUGUUGAAGAUAAGGAAAUGAGCACACUUUUAAGAAUGAUCGAAAAAUGGAUUGAACCUGGAACUUUAAUAAUUUCAAAGGAUUACACAAGUUAUUUAUUAAUGGAAAAAUUAAUACCACAAUAUAAGCAUGUAUUAAUUCGUUCUGAAGAAAACCCGGAUGUUGGAUCAUCUAAAGUUGUUGAAUUAGAGGAUGGAAGUAUUUUAAAUAUCAACACAAAUCAAUGUAUGGAUUUGUGGAUACAUUUAAGACAAAAAAUUGUAAGAAUAUCUGGAACAAGUGCAAAAUUAAGUGAUUCUUAUAUGAUGGAAGCUCUUUUCAGAAUUAACGCUAAAGCUAGAAGAGAAAGUUUUUGUAAUGCUUUUAUUAAAAAUUUGAACAAAAAAUAUUGUCUUUGA
Messenger RNA from Meloidogyne enterolobii, 652 nucleotides. NCBI's taxonomy places the organism in Eukaryota, Metazoa, Nematoda, Chromadorea, Rhabditida, Meloidogynidae. The record is from the annotation of a GenBank genome assembly.